This is a messenger RNA of Notolabrus celidotus (New Zealand spotty), 659 nucleotides long. It is a transcript of the gene gcshb, whose product is annotated as glycine cleavage system protein H (aminomethyl carrier), b. The record is from RefSeq and is a predicted model, not a curated record. NCBI's taxonomy places the organism in Eukaryota, Metazoa, Chordata, Actinopteri, Labriformes, Labridae. Gene Ontology annotation, biological process: glycine decarboxylation via glycine cleavage system; protein lipoylation. Bases 61 to 585 code for a protein of 174 amino acids. Gene Ontology annotation, cellular component: mitochondrion; glycine cleavage complex; cytoplasm. The transcript has 5 exons.
CUCCCGCUGUCAAGUGUAUGUGCACUGGUCGAUUAAACAGUCCACACACACGGAGUGAAGAUGGCGAUGAGAGCAGCGUUGCGGUGCCUCUCCACAAACUUUUCCCCGAGGCUCCCGCAGCUCUCGUCGGCAGCGCAGGUGUCCGCUGCUCGGCUGGUGUGGAGGAGCGGCUCUCCGCGGACACUGAGCACGACCUCGGCCCUGUCCACAGCCCUGAAGUUCACAGAUAAGCACGAGUGGGUGCAGGUGGAGGGAGAGAUUGGCAUAGUUGGUAUCAGCAGUUAUGCUCAGGAAGCAUUAGGUGAUGUGGUGUAUUGUGGACUCCCUGAAAUCGGCCAAAGACUUGAACAAAUGGAGGAGUUCGGGGCCUUGGAAAGUGUAAAGGCUGCUAGUGAGCUUUACUCACCACUGACAGGAGAGGUGACUGAGAUCAACACAGAGCUGGCAGAGAACCCCGGACUCGUGAAUAAAGCCUGCUAUGCAGACGGGUGGCUAAUCAAAAUGAAGAUUGAGGUGCCCGCAGAGCUUGAUGGUCUCAUGGAUCAAGCUGCGUACGAUAAAUUUCUGAAGUCACUUGAAGAGUAAAUCAAUAAACUCCCUCUACUGUACUGUUUUUUAAUGUAAUAUCAAUAAAGGCUCUGUAGGCAGGGUUACUAACA